UGCUGACGAGGUGACAGCGUCCUGGAUCUGAAACUAAUCUUCAUCACAUCAUUUACCAUUUUUGUCUCGCGUAUCACCAAUCUGUAUAGACGAAACCCUCAACAAAAGCAAAGCGAGCAAGUACAUGGCGGAGAAAAGUGUAAUUAUGGGAAGCAGUGAAACCAAUGCCAGCCCAGUACCGAGGAAGGUCCUACGUUCAGGCCGGAACAAUAGGUGUUUCGAUCAACAUGUACCAACAAUCACAAUCACUCCGGCAGUGUUUGUACAUAGUGGGCGUGACGUGCCAUCAUGCAUUUCUGAUUGCAAAUGGCUCCAGGACUGUUACUACACGAGUCUAGGGAUAUCCCAAACCAUUACUCAAGAAUCUGAUUCUGAAAUAAGUCCCGUAGAUCCCCAAGAAGAUGGCAAUCUGCUCAAAGCGCAAAACGGUGGCUUCAAGAUAAUUAAUCCUAGUCGUCGAGAGGGAAAUAAACUUGACUUAAUGAGAACGAAAUCCACGCCCACAUCCAUUUUCAAUUCAUCAUCCCCUCCGUCCAGAGACAGGCAGCAGAUUCAAGGUUGGUCGAAGGGCCCUGGUAGACAGGGCUUUCUGUGUUCGGAAUCAGAUUCUUGUUUGUAUUCGACAUCACUGCAAAAACGAAGUAAAUGUGGAACAUUGGAAAGGGUCGCUGCCGCCGAUCAACCCCUUGUGUUUCACUCUCACGUCCCUGCUGGGAGUAAGGAGCAACGUUAUCUUUCAAACAAGCUCUGCGACGAGUCCUACAACGCCAUGAACGCGGUGGAUUCCAAGACGUCGCCUACGAUGAAAUCGAACGUAAAAUUGGCAUGGACCUCACCCAAUUAGAACUUGGAUGGAUCUCAAAAGAUCGGACAGGAUUUCGAAAUUGGGCAACUAGGACGUUACCAGCGACAACCUAUGACGUUACCACCAUGACCAAGCCAGAAGGACUCCGUAUACCGUCCCGCGACUGUCCAUCGCCCAAUUUGAUUAGACCCAUUAGUUCUUAUAGUCAACAAGGGAAUAAUAUUGA
This is a messenger RNA of Lytechinus variegatus (green sea urchin), 1031 nucleotides long. RefSeq lists its product as uncharacterized. The coding region runs from base 125 to 844 and encodes 239 amino acids. NCBI's taxonomy places the organism in Eukaryota, Metazoa, Echinodermata, Echinoidea, Temnopleuroida, Toxopneustidae. The record is from RefSeq and is a predicted model, not a curated record. The transcript is spliced from 2 exons.